Molecule: messenger RNA, 995 nt
Organism: Fukomys damarensis (Damara mole-rat)
Lineage: Eukaryota; Metazoa; Chordata; Mammalia; Rodentia; Bathyergidae
Gene: Gpr157
Product: G protein-coupled receptor 157
Exons: 3
Coding region: 1-561 (186 amino acids)
Biological process (GO): cell surface receptor signaling pathway; adenylate cyclase-activating G protein-coupled receptor signaling pathway
Cellular component (GO): plasma membrane
Molecular function (GO): G protein-coupled receptor activity
Source: RefSeq, a predicted model, not a curated record
AUGGCAGAGCCAGUGGCUGGGCAGCGCGGGGGCGUGGCUGUGCACAGAGAGCCUGAGCCGGGCGGCUUGCGCCUGCUGCUCUUCUUGUCCCUGGCCGACCUGCUCUCGGCCGCCUCCUACUUCUACGGGGCAUUGCGGAACUUCGCGGGGCCCUCGUGGGACUGCGUGCUGCAGGGCGCGCUGUCCUCCUUCGCCAACACCAGCUCCUUCUUCUGGACCGUGGCCAUCGCGCUCUACCUGUACCUGAGCAUCGUGCGCGCGGCGCGCGGGCCCAGGCCCGACCGCCUGUUCUGGGUCUUCCACGGUGUCAGCUGGGGCAUCCCGCUGACCAUCACCGCGGUGGCUGUCGCCCUCAAGAAGAUCGGCUACGACGCCUCGGAUGUGUCUGUGGGCUGGUGCUGGGUGGACCUGGAGGCGGAGGACCGCGUGCUGUGGAUGCUGUUGACCGGGAAGCUGUGGGAGAUGCUGGCCUACGUCACGCUGCCCGUGCUGUACCUCCUGGUCCGGAAGCACAUCAACAGAGCGGUAGGACACACAGGCGCCAGCCGGCUCCCGGGCUGAAUCCCACCCCGUGUCCCCAGUGGUAGCCCAAGCGGCCCCUGGGGACCGAGCCUGAGCCUCUCGGCCCUGCCCUCUACUGCCCCCCUGUGGACCGGACGCGGUGUUGCUCUCACUUAGGAAUUGGAAAAAGUCCAGGAUACUCCCUAGGAGAAACUCAGGGAUGUAGCUCAGGGGGGUCGUGAGCCGAUCCCCGGUACCAGAAAAAGAAACUGACAGGAAUGGAUGGUUGGGGUUUGGGUUUGGGUUUGGGCUUUGUGGUGCUGCGGUUGCUCUGAGAAUGAGGGCACACUCCUCAUAGCUCUCCCUGACCGUGAGAACCUGGCCCCUGUUCUGAAUCCACAUCUAUGUCUUCUCAAGACUUCUGGUGCUCUGUUGCUUUUUUAUUAUUAUUAUCAUUAAUUAUUAUUAUUAUAUUUAUUAUUAUGGAAAUUAUA